Rhinocladiella mackenziei CBS 650.93 is the source of this 630-nucleotide messenger RNA. RefSeq lists its product as uncharacterized. NCBI's taxonomy places the organism in Eukaryota, Fungi, Ascomycota, Eurotiomycetes, Chaetothyriales, Herpotrichiellaceae. The transcript has a single exon. The coding region runs from base 1 to 630 and encodes 209 amino acids. The record is from RefSeq and is a predicted model, not a curated record.
AUGCCCACUACCCAAUACUCGCAGGUCAAGCCAGGCCUUUUUGUUUCCAUCAUCCUCAAGGCAGACCAAAAAUCCGGCCGACAAGUACGAGGCACCGUCUCCCAAAUUCUCACGCGCCAUAACCACCCUCGAGGUAUCAAGGUCGAACUCACCGACGAACGAGUCGGGCGUGUCCAACAGAUACUACCAUCUUCCCCAUCCCACAGCUUCUCAAAACUCUCCAUGGAGCCGAACAACCCCUGGGCCAACACCCAAGGCAGCCGUAAUCCCUACACUGCGCAGUCAUCGCAAACAAACCAAGGCGCCGCUCAGACGUACUAUCAGUCCCAACCACAAUCCCAGUCGCAGUAUCAACAAUAUCAACAACAGUCCGCCCCCUCCCAAGACAUUCGCCGCAGCGACACCGAGCAGAUCCUGGCGCAGCAAAACGACCGGGCCGAGCAGGUGGAAUACAUGCAGCAGUUCCAGGCAAAUGCGCCGCAAAGUGAAGAUGAUCGCAACCAGGCCCAACUGCAGAAAGAGUUCCCCAACAUUGAUUCUAGUUUGAUCGCGGCGAUCUACAAUGAAAGGAAAAGCCAAGGGAAUCUUGCAGAGGUCCGGGAAUUGUUGCAGGAGUUGAACACGAGUUGA